Molecule: messenger RNA, 1047 nt
Organism: Closterium sp. NIES-65
Lineage: Eukaryota; Viridiplantae; Streptophyta; Zygnematophyceae; Desmidiales; Closteriaceae
Source: the annotation of a GenBank genome assembly
AUGCAGUGGUUACCAUACGGUAACCCGAUUGACGACUGCUGGAUGGGUGGUAACUGGAACAGUAACAUCAAGAAGCUCGCAAAUUGCGUGGAGGGGUACGCGUCGGGGACAACUGGCGGAAAGGCAGGGCAAAUCUACCAUGUGACUAGAGCGGAUGAUAACCGCAUGAACCCGAGUCCCGGCACCCUUCGAUAUGGUAUCACCAGGGCUGAGCCGCUGUGGAUCGUUUUCGAUGACGAUUUCACGUUCACCGGCCUGAGUGCGGAAAUGAUUAUCUACAAGGAUAAGACAAUCGACGCAAGGGGGAAGAAAAUCGUGGUGGGCAACGGUCCCUGCUUUGCAGUUGAAGAAUCAUCGAAUGUGAUUAUUCACGGAAUUUCUUUCGUGAACUGCAAGAACCGGCAGGGCAACCUUAAAAUUGCAACUGGACCUGGCAAUACCGUGGAUGGCCGUGACUACUUGAACGGAUAUGGAGUGUACAUCUACAAGUCGCACCACGUGUGGAUUGACCACUGCUCUUUCAAUUACGCUGAUGACACCCAUAUCGACAUUAUCGAGGGCAGUACCGCCGUCACUGUUUCGAAUUCCUACUUCACCAACCAGGAUAAGGUGAUUUUGAUGGGCCACAAUGAUGCCAACUCCAUGGACAGGAAUAUGCGCGUCACCGUCAUGCUGAACAAGUUCGGCCCGAACCUGGACGAGCGCAUGCCACGUGGCAGGUUUGGCACGUUCCACGUGGUGAACAACUACUAUCCCAACGGCUGGGGAAUCUACGCCAUUGGUGGGAGCGCUGACCCAACGUUUCUGAGUGAAGGAAAUUAUUUCGUAGCCACUGGCGGCAAAACUGAGGUGACGAAGCACGACAUUGCAGCAAGUAAGAGCACGUGGAGUGGGUGGGACUGGCAGUCAGUGGGCGAUUACUUCGCGGGUGGGGCAUUCUUCACAGAAUCUGGAAGGUCUGGCUACAGGCCACCGUAUUCAUAUCGGGCCAUCAAGGCUAUAGAGGUGCCUCGUGCAACAAACCGUGCAGGGCCAAUUGGGUUCUGA